This is a messenger RNA of Rhopilema esculentum, 5717 nucleotides long. RefSeq names its product serine/arginine-rich splicing factor 5. Gene Ontology annotation, molecular function: RNA binding. Lineage: Eukaryota; Metazoa; Cnidaria; Scyphozoa; Rhizostomeae; Rhizostomatidae. The record is from RefSeq and is a predicted model, not a curated record.
GAAUUGUUCUUUUCGAAGUGUUUGGAAAGAAGAAUAGUUCUUGCACCGGAGUGAGGAGGUUUUUCAGAUUUUCGCUGGAAUGACUGCUCAGCUGUUUAUCGGCAGCCUUUCACGAGAUACACAAGAGAGAGAUCUUGAAAAUGUAUUUUUUAAACACGGGAAACUGCUUAGAUGUGACUUGAAAAGAGGAUUUGGUUUUGUGGAAUAUGAAAGCCCAAGGGAUGCAGAGGAGGCAAUCAGAGCAGAAAAUGGGAGAAGACUGUUAGGGUCAAGAAUUGUUGUUGAAUGGGCCAAAGGAAGCGUUGGCGACAAGGCUCCACGACACAGAGAUCGCUCAAGGUCUAGAGACAGAGAUUUUGGAGCAAGACCACCAAGAAGAAGGAGCCCUCCAAGAGGUGGAUUUGAAAGGGACAGAUCCCCUCCUCGUUAUGGAAAUUCAUUUGAUUACCGGGACAGACGCAGGAGCCUCUCUCCGCGACGCAACUUUCGCGAUGAUCGUUUUGAUCGCGAUCGGUUCGGUGGCGGUGGCGGCGGUAGAUUCGAACGGGAUCGCGGCACGGAUAGGCGCUACGACCGCGAUCGUUUUACAAGAAGAUACUGAAACAGCACACCUAUCAUCCAGCAUGUGUAUAUAAGUUGUAAAAGCUGCGUUUGUGAAUUUGACUUUCAAGUGACUGUUCCUGGAUGUUAAAAACCGAUAAUACGUAGAUAUUCGAACAUUUAGCUAUAGACAGCAUAUAAUUACACUCGUAUGUAAUGUUACAGGAAAGAGUUAUAAUGCUAAGAGGCUGUGGGGUUCCAAGGCACAGGAAGGCCUACCCCCCCCCCCCUAUUUUUUAUCCAAAAGUUGGCCACUUCUUACGAUAGUAUUCAUGUAUCUUUGCCGGAACCCGACUUGCUCUUUCAAUAGCACUACAUCUAUGUACCACAUAACGAUUUUAAUAAGAUAGUGCUUUAAAAGCAAGGGGUUGUAGCCUAAAUAGCCGCCCCCGUAACCUAAUAGGCAUAACAAGAAAAGUUAGAACAAGGAAAGCGUAGAACAAGGAAAGCGUUUUCAUCGUAGAAAUGAAAAGCUGUGAAUCUUUUUUUGGGAUUUUGCGCUCUCUUGCGCGUGCUAAAAUACUACAAACCUGUUGGUGGAUCGUACAAGUUUUUGUUAAUUUGUCAAUCAAACAAAAUAAUUGUAAUGUCAGCCAAUCCGAUUUCUUGAUGGUCGUCAUCUGAUAAAUGCAAUCUGUGGUGCGAGCCUAAAGAUAAUGUUUUCACGCCUAACCCACUGUAAUUUCUGAUGAUCAUUGGGUACGGUUGCCAUUAGAAGAUUUUUUUUAAUUUAGGAAUAGUUUAAGCAUAAAGAAAGGGGAAUAUGAUUUUGCUGAAUAAAAUGCUGCAAUCCUAUUGUAUCGUUGCAUUUGUUGGAAGUUAAAUCCUAACGUAUAAAACAGUUCGCCAGCGUUUUUAUUCAUCCUUUUAAAUCGUCUUCCAUUUCUUUUAUCUUUGAGUAUAUCUUGUAAACCUUUUUGUGUUUGUAAAUGUUCUGCUGAGGUAACGAGUUUCGAACCACGUUUUUGGAUUAAUUAUUGUUUUUAAUUUCACGUUCAUAUUCAAUUUUUACUGGCCAGUGCAAGAAAUUUGUUUUUUUUCGUUACUAGGAAUAUCAAAUAAACAGGAAGAAUAGAUAUGAAUUAUCUGCCUGCCCAUAACUUUGUAGCAUCGAAGAGAAUCGCAAGAGUAUGGCAGGAGAGUCGUUUGAUAUUUCUUUGUGGUUUGUUUCUUUGGAUUAUCUUUUGAAAAUGAAGUUUCUACUGCAAAGGACAGUUCUUGAAUCUCUAAUAGAAUUAUUUUUUAGCAAAGUCGUUUUCUACCCUCAAAACAGGAGUGGGCUAGGACCUUAACGAUGAGUUUAUAUGUUUACUGUUUCUUUCUGAAAACUGUAGCUGUAUGCCUCUUGAAACACCGUGAUGAUCUUUUCAGGAAGAAGAAGCCUCGACUAAGAAUCUUCCUCUAAUGCUGAAAACGUGAAAACCCUGUUGAAGAAAUAUAGUACAUGAAACUUUAAAAAAGGAGAUGUUUUCUACAAAUUUUUGUUUCGAAACGAAUAACUCCUUAAAUUUGUACAUGGCAGAAUCUGCUAUAACUUUUGAAAUCUAAUAUCCAGUGCUGAAGAAAUUUUUCUUCACUUUAUUCAUUCAAAUAGUAAUCUAGGGUUGUAUCAAAUAAAGACUAUCGGACAAGGGAGCAUGGCAAAUGUCAACCACGGUCCUGUGAUGCCGGCUAAUCUUCUUCCAUAUUUAGGAUAAAUUAGAUUUUUUAACCUGCACAGCAAGACCCGUUUUGGAGCGUUGAAUUGAAAAGGCUUUACGUUAUGCUUGUGCGUGCCAAACAAAAGAAAUUUGUUGAUCGCACCUCUGCUCUUAAGAUGUUGCCGAAUUUUAACUUGUUAUUCAAUACGGCGCGAAUGUUUAGCACAUUGGGCAUUUGUUUAGAAUUGACUCAAACACGUGAGUGCAUCGGACACCGGCAUUAGGCGAGGAAAUUGCGAGGUAUUGAGACGCUUUGGAGGCGCAAUAUUGGUAAACAACAUUGCCAUAACUACAAGUCAAAAAAUGAUUGGAAUGAACUCUAUAGUGUCUGAUUUUCACAUGACCAUUUUCUUUUGUUAUUGUCGGUCCUUGCUGAUUCAUUCAUCAAUGUGUUUUCAAUGCGUUUCUCUCAAAUGCUGCAAUUCUUCACCAGCGGGUGUUCCCUUUUCACGUGGCACUCGCCAUAUUUGCAAAUUCUGCCCAUAUUAGGCCUAGACCACUCACAUGUUCAAAAUAAGAUCAUGGUCUAUCCACCGAAUAUGAUUGGUCUAAACAAUCUACUUCCGGUACAAGGUCAACAUGGCCGUCUGCUUGUCCGCCAGUCAAAACAAAAGUUGUUUUUACGUUAGUAAGCGACACGUUGGAUAUAGCGAAGUAAGAGGAUUUUAAAUUUCAAGGAAAUUCUGCAGAACUUUCUUGGUUUUACUUUUGCGACCUUGAAGAUCAUAAUUAUUAGAGUUUUGAAAAAAGCAAGAAUCAACGAUGAGUGGGAUUAAUUUGGCUCGAAAUCUGCAAAAGAGUGGUGUUUUACAAACACGAGGCGUGGCUUUUGAGGCUGCAACUAUUGCAGCUGCUUCAAAAAAAGUGCACAUGACGCUAUCAAAAUUAGCAUCUGGUAUCUUGUCAUCUCCAAACUCGAUGGAGUUUUCUCUUGAUGGGGAAGCAAUAUCAUAUAAACCUCCAGUGUUUGCAAUAAACGCAGAGAGCUAUGAUGACUAUGCAAUCUUGGAAUCUGCUCGUGCCAAGGAGCUUCACGAUAGUCUACAAAAUGUCUUCACACUUCGGCCUAGCAAAUCAGAACAACACGCCCGUAUAUGAAUUCAUCCACACCAGCAAUUAUUUAAACGAAUGCUUCACAGAUAAGACAAUAUUUUGCUGAGAAACAAUUGUGUGUUGCUGGGGUGCUGGCUUUUGGCAGUGGAUCGAAUUGUAAAGAUCACACAAUUAUCACAAUGUUGGGUGUUGUAAAAACAAGGGUUGCAGAGGUUUCUCUGGAGUUCCAGAAAAUAUGCUUCCUUGUCAGUGUCUAACAAGAAUGGCAUUAUGACUCGUAGGCUAGACAUGGGCAAGGACCAUGGAAAGAGGUCUGGGAUUUUCAACCCAUGGGGUUUUUCAAAAAUGUACUUAAUAAGACAAUACCCCCCAAAAAUAAAGUUUCAGCCCCUCCCCUGCCACGCGGUCUCUUGACAUUGGAGAAGCUGGCACUUGAGGACUCUUUGCCAAAAAUCUCUUCACUAUUAGUUUUUAACAUUGCAGUGCUGCAUGGCUUCUGUUGAGAACCACAUUAAACAAAAGAACCAUAAUUUCCAAAGAACACCCUUAUAUUGAUUCUCCCUACUUGCCACUUAAACAUAGAACAAGGAGGCAGAGCACUUUUGCCAUAUUAAUGGGCUUCUUGCUCAUUUUGGUUUUGAACAGUUAUAAUGGCGUAUUAGGUCAAAAUAGCCGUAAGAUUUUCUGUCCCUUCAUCUACAAAACUUAUCUCGAAAUUUUAGAGACGAAUGUCUGUCUAUUUUUCGUGAUAUGCAUGUUUUCUCUUUUGCAUUUUUGUGAAAGUUAUAUUCUUGAUUGAUGUAUUGUUUGUAUCUGUUGUCGAUGUUGAAAGAUUUUAGAUUUAGGCCAAAUAAUCAGGAAAAGCAUCAUGAAGAAGCUCUAAGUGUGAAAGUCAGUUUAAUGUUAUACAAAGGGGCUGCGAUAUGGCCAGCAAUUUCCCCCUUAAAAUCACAGCAGUCGUGUAGUAAUUAUGUCUCUGUUCUUAAAUUACCAUAUUAGACCCGAUAUAUUGCAUAUCUAACUGAUUUUGCACUUACAGAGGUUUUCAUAGUGUUCUGUCUGGUUAUUUAGUCAAAAGUCAAAAUAUUCCAGAACAUCUUUUUAUGACGUCACACUUAAGAGCUCUACAUCAACGAUGCGCACGUUUAGUGGAAGCAAAGAUUUGAAUUUAUCCGCAAAUAGAGCUUUGGCAAUCGUUGUCACAUCGCUCGAAUCAUUAGAUAACUUUAAAACUAAUUUUAAUGCCAUCGAGUUGAAUUGAGAUAAGAAUAGCUUUCCUACAUAGAAACUGUUCUUCGUAUAUCUUCAUAUAAACUAUUCGGCCAUGGCCUAUUUUGGCUCAAUAACUACAAUGCCUGCCAAAAGUCUUGGAACACUGACGCGUCAAUGACGUCAAUUUUCAAGGUCAAAAUCAAUCAUCCCCCUCUCCCCUUCAGAACAAUGUUGGUUACUAUCAAACGGGUUAGGAUUUUAGGAAGCACUUUCUUUUGCGCUUCUUCUAUGAUAUUUCUCUAAAUUAUCAACAUUGUUUUAGGGGGGAGGGGGCGGAAGUAGUGAUUUUUUUUCAUGAAAGGAAUGAAAGAUAUCAAAUGCAGCGUAAAUUGCUGGGUGUUCCAAGUACUUUUGGCAGGCAUUGUCAAUAAGAUAACUAGGUUUAUUGUCCUUCUAAACAAAAAUAGCCUUUGGUUCUUUCUCCCUGUAAACAAUCCAACUGACACGCCGGAAACGGAAGGGGGCUAGAGGACUGUAGCCCCCCACUUUUUUGCUCAGGUAUGAUACUAAGGUUGUGCCAUCAGCGAUAAUGGUGGCAAACUACCAUAUAAGUUUGCUAACUUGCCCUCAACUUCAAAAUAUGCUCCAGCGUCCCUGUCAAAACAGUUAGUUACUCGCCGUCAAGAACAAUGUACUUUUUUCAGAAACAGGCCUUGCUUGGGUUUAAUGCAUGUGGUAGCUGCAGGGUCGAAUGUUCUUGCAUUAGGUUCUUGUCUUAAACGUAAAUUCUGAUGAAUAACUGGGUCAGUGCUGCACCAUGUUAUUUGAGUGAACAUUAAAGUUGGCAAUUUCUCUACAAUUUAGCCAUUUUAGCUUGAAGAAAUUCUGACAGCCUAUAAACUGCACAAUAAAAUUCUCAAUGUGGAAAGUUUGAAAAAGACUCCAAGCCCAAGUCUCUCGCUUCUUUAUAUUUUGUACACCUCUUAAAAAAGACAAAACAUAUUUAACCAUACGCUUGUAUACAUGGAUACGAGGCGAUAAUUUGUAUCUAUGUAAUAGUUUAUUUGUUUCAAAAUUUCGCAUAAAAAACUGUAGAUUAUUGCUGUAUCAUAGCUUAAUGUUUUUGUUUUAUCAGAUUCUCGAAUAAUAGAA